Menidia menidia (Atlantic silverside) is the source of this 1476-nucleotide messenger RNA. NCBI's taxonomy places the organism in Eukaryota, Metazoa, Chordata, Actinopteri, Atheriniformes, Atherinopsidae. The record is from the annotation of a GenBank genome assembly.
AUGGAAGUGCCUGAAGGCCUCGGAAUCAGCCCCGGUCUUUGUGGACAGAAUGCGAGCCUCGGCGUAGAGGACAGAGAGCACCAGGUGGGCUGGGUGAGAGUGAGGGUGGAAGAGAGCUGGUUCGCGCUGGAGCGGGAUUUUCUCGUGCGACACAGUGACUAUUUCCGAGCUCUCUUCGACUCUGGGAUGAAAGACUGCCGGCAAACUGAGCUCUACCUGAAAGACGGAGUGCAUGCGAGGGGUUUCCUCAUUGCCCUGGCUGUCUGCAGGGGGGAGAGUCCAACUAUCGGUGACCCUGAUGAGCUUGUGGACGCUGUAGAGUGUGCAGCUUUUCUGCAGGUCGCAUGUCUGGUCCAGUAUCUCUGUGACAUUAUAGACUCAGAUAAUUGCCUUCUGCUUUACCAUGCGGCUGCCAUCUUUGGCGUACAAGAGCUCUUUCACAACGCUGCUUUAUUUCUCCGUGACGCCUAUGAUGACCUCAAAGAAGCAGCAGAAGCUACGAUCCCCGAAGAGCUGCUGCACUAUUCUCAAACGUUGUCUCCUGCCAGUUUUGUUGCACUAGGCACCCAUUCUCCAUCGAUGGAGAUGCUGCACGACUCGUUUAGGUUUGUUUGUUUCCUCGAUGAAAAAGAAGCAGAGUGGAAACACCUGACCAACCUCCCAACGCUCUGUAGCACCUCCCUGGCUGGCGUGGUCGUGCUUGACAACCGACUGUAUAUCGUAGGGGGAGUUCACGGCUAUGGUAAGGAGCCAGUGGACUGCAGCUUCUGCUACAACCCUGAGUCAGGGGUUUGGACCACCCUCCCAGGUCCCCAGCAACCGAGAUGUGACUUCACCAUCCUUGGGCUUGAAGGGAAGCUCUAUGCCAUUGGCGGGGAGGUCCAGAAAACAAUCAUUUCAACAGCAGAGAGGUUUGACACGGCGACGGGCGAGUGGACGUUUGUACGACAUGCACCGAGACCUGUGGCAUCCGCAGCCUGCGCCGUAGCACGUCGGCGAAUGUUUGUUUGCUUCUGGAAACCUCCCGACACAACAGACAUCUAUGAGUAUGUGCCAGUAAAAGAUGAGUGGAGGCUUGUCACAACCAUGAUAAGACCUCAGAGCUAUGGGCACUGUAUGGUAGCCCACAGAGAUAAUUUGUAUGUGAUGCGAAAUGGGCCGUGUGACGACUUCCUGCGCUGCCUCAUGGACUGCUACAACAUCACAACAGGCCAGUGGACGGCCAUGCCCGGUCAUUACAUAAACAGCAAGGGGGCGCUGUUCAGUGCAAUGAUCAGAGGGGACUCUGCCUUCACAGUGAAACACAUGUUAACUCUCGAGUACAUCAUCACAGUGGAUGGAUGGAAGGCCCGCAGGCAGAUGAAAGGAUUUCCAAAAAGUGGCUCACUGUGGACAUGUUUACUCAGACUCCCCAAGACUGGACCGGCCAUACCACAACUGGAGGUUUUACAGAACAGUGAAAUAAUGCAGGAGUGA